This is a messenger RNA of Candidula unifasciata, 177 nucleotides long. The record is from the annotation of a GenBank genome assembly. NCBI's taxonomy places the organism in Eukaryota, Metazoa, Mollusca, Gastropoda, Stylommatophora, Geomitridae.
GAGGAUGUGAAACUCAGGGCCGAGGCAGUUGAAUGUAUGAAAGUGUUGUUUCACACAGAUUCAGACAUAGGUGACUAUUUUCAUAUGCAGCCAUGGAACUGUCUCAUGCUUGAGUCAGCGAUAACCACAAGAAUACAGUAUGGGCUUACAGUAACCGAGCUAGACUUGUGUCUCUUG